AAUCACUAGAGCAAAGCAUCAGAGGAGCAGCACUUCCCUUUAGCCAGACCUCACCUGACUGAGCCACACACACUAGUUGGAUAAGCAGGUUGAACACCAAAAUGGCACUUCCCCUGAGCUUUUUCUUCAUCUCAUGUCUGGUUGGACCACUUCUGGGCCAGGAUAUGCCUUAUGAGGACUUUAUGGCCCAGAUCCAAGCCUGUCCCCGUGAGUGUCACUGCCCAAACAACUUCCCUAAUGCCGUCUACUGUGACAAUAAGGGCUUGAAGACCAUCCCCCAAAUCCCUCCAUACACAUGGUACCUCUACCUGCAGAACAACCAAAUUGAGGGAGUGUCAGCGGACGCCCUACGCAAUGCCACACAGCUGCGCUGGCUGAACCUCAGCCGCAACAAAAUCACCAAUGAGGGACUGGAGGAAGGUGUGCUGGGCAAACUGUCUCAUCUGGUGCACCUCUACAUGGACGACAACCUCCUGACCUCUAUCCCCUCUGGCCUGCCAUCCAGCCUGGAACAGCUACGAGUCUCUCGCAAUCGCAUCUCCAAGAUCCCUGCUGGUGUCUUUUCUGGUCUGGACAGGCUUAACCUCCUGGAUCUCCAAGGGAACAAGCUGAUGGAUGAUGCUGUGACAGAGGUGAGCAUGAAGGGUCUGAACAACCUGGUGCAGAUCAAUCUAGCAAAGAACCAGCUGAGCAGCAUGCCUCUUGGCCUACCACCCACCACCACCCAGCUAUUCCUGGAUGGCAACAACAUUGAGAAGAUCCCAGCAGGAUAUUUCAAGGGUUUGCCCAAGGUGGCAUUCCUUAGGCUCAACCGCAACAAGCUUGGCAGCGAUGGGAUUCCCAAAAAUGUGUUCAACGUCUCCAGCAUUUUGGACUUGCAGCUGUCCCACAAUCAGCUGACCGAGGUGCCCCUGAUUCCCUCAGGCCUUGAGCACCUGCACCUCGACCAUAACAAGAUCAAGAGUGUGAGUGGCAGUAUGUGCCCAUUGCCAGCCGAGGCUUUGGAUGGUUACAUCAACGAUAGCGCUCCUCGUUUGCGCUACCUUCGGCUAGAUGGCAAUGAGAUUAAGCCACCAAUUCCCAGGGAUAUCAUCGUGUGCUUCCGUCUCCUCACAUCCAUCGUCAUCUAAAAAGAAAACAUAGGUCUUAUUUCCUGCAACUCAUUACAUAAGUAAUGACAAUGUAUGUGCUGGUCUGAUAAGCCAUGACCUGUGGGUGUCUAGGUGAGGAAUGAUAACAUCUGUAACAUUUUGCAUGUCGUUAAAAUUCACAUAUCAGACAAUGAGUUGGCAUCAACUUGUUGGAUAGUUUCCAGGUUCAUAAAACAACAUUUCAUCUGAGCAGAAUCUAAAGGGUGCCAGAUUCUUUAUACUUAUUGACCACUAGCUGUGUCGAUGCUGGUCUGAUAAACCAUGGUCAAGAAUGGCAACAUCAGUAUUUAUUUGCAUGUUGUUAAAAUUCAAAUAUUGCACACAAAGUUUGGUGUCAAUAUCUUUUAAUAUUCAUUAAUUAGAGAGAAGUAUUUGGAAAAUUUAAGGUCCAGUACACAAUUUUCCAUAUGAACAGAAUAACAGGAGGGAAUAACAGUUCCUGGCUGGCUGGAUACUUCAAUGAGACUACAAUAUGUAUCUAUCACUGACCACUAGUUGUGCCUUAUAUUGGUGUAAACAUCUGCAUGUGAGAAUUUGAAUUAAAAAUUGUGACUAUAGUUUAGCAUGACUGUGAUUAGGAAAGGCUAAGAGGACAGUUUGUAUUUAUGGCAUGUGGACAGCUUUGACAACUCCUUGUUCUUAUCCGUCUUUGACCAGGAGGGAAUGCUUAGGAAUGCAUAGCCAAAAUAUUAUUUUUUACCUUUUUUAUUGCUCCUAGAAAAGCUUAAAGUUUAUGUUGUAUGUGUAGACUUGAAGCCAAAUGAGUGGCCCUGUGUUCUAAGGUUUGGUGGUUUUGUAUGAGGCUUAGAUAUCUUUUGGAAACAAAUCUAUUCAAUAAAUAUGCAUAUGUAGGUAAUUUAUUUUAUUUAAUAGUGGGGUAAAAAUAACUUCUUCAAUUCCUGUGAUAUUUCAUGGUCACUAUUUCUUAACUUUUUGUACAAAAAAAUUCAGAUGACUAUUUUUUAAAAACGCCAACAAAUUUUUGAUUUUGGUCAUUAUUUUUCUGAAUAACCUAGCCUCAGAUUCCAUUGUAAUUGUCUUGAAUGUGAAUAAAACACCUGAAAGUAAAUGGGCA
Myripristis murdjan (pinecone soldierfish) is the source of this 2226-nucleotide messenger RNA. RefSeq names its product keratocan (gene kera). The transcript has 3 exons. NCBI's taxonomy places the organism in Eukaryota, Metazoa, Chordata, Actinopteri, Holocentriformes, Holocentridae. The record is from RefSeq and is a predicted model, not a curated record. The coding region runs from base 102 to 1130 and encodes 342 amino acids. Gene Ontology annotation, molecular function: protein binding.